AUGCCGAAGAGUACUGGAACCCUCCACUCGAGAUUCGCAGACAGCGCUGACAUCGUCGCAGGAAAGGCCGUUGCCGAGUGCAUCUCGGACGAAGCCUUGACCCACCUCAAAUCGUACAAGUACUCGGCCGUCGACAAAUCGCCCGUCUCCAAGUAUAUACUCGGUCCUUGGUGGAAUGCAUUCGUCAACGUGCUGCCCAUGUGGCUGGCCCCGAACAUGGUCACGCUCCUAGGAUUCUUCUUCAUUUUGGGGAACAUCGUGUUGAUGUCCAUCUACAUUCCAGACUUGAUAGGCCCGGGCCCUACUUGGGUAUACCUGAGCUUUUCCUUUGGUCUGUUUAUGUAUCAGACCAUGGACAAUGUCGAUGGGAAGCAGGCCAGGCGAACGGGGACAUCCUCCGGCCUAGGCGAGCUCUUUGAUCACGGGAUUGAUUCGCUCAACUGCACGCUUGCUUCGCUCCUGGAGACUGCCGCCAUGGGUCUUGGGUGCAGCAAAUUGGGCGUCUUCACCGCUCUGUGUCCCUGCCUUGCGAUGUUUUUCUCUACGUGGGAGACGUAUCACACCCAUACCCUAUAUCUAGGCUAUUUCAACGGGCCGACUGAGGGCCUACUCAUUGCUGCCGCUGUCAUGGCUGCUGGGGGUAUUUGGGGUCCAGAGGUCUUCCGCAUCCCUCUCAAGUACGCCAUCGGGGAGAACACACUCCUGGCGGAAUUCCUUGGGGAGACCAACACCUUGGAUAUAUGGGUGCUUGUCAUCGUUGUUCCCCUUUGCACGGGCCACAUUCCCGUCUGCGUCUACAAUGUCUGGAAGGCCAGGCAGGCUAAGGGUCUGCCUCUUACCCCAGUCUUCCUCGAGUGGACUCCUAUGGUGGUCUACACACUCGCCAUCGGAGCGUGGAUAUACAGCCCUUACAGCACGCUGAUGGACAACAAUCAUCUGACACUGUUGUGUCUGACCCUAUCAUUUGUUUUCGGAAGAAUGACGACAAAGAUGAUUCUGGCGCAUCUGACGAGACAGCCGUUUCCAUACUGGACGGUAAUGCUCAUCCCGCUCCUCGGUGGUGUGGUGAUCGGCAACCUUCCCCGAGUGGGCUUGCCACAAAUCUCGCCACAGUUGGAGCUGGCAUAUCUCUGGGGUUACUUUAUCUUUGCCGGCAUCGUAUACUUUAGAUGGGCGUUCCUUGUUGUGGGCAGCAUUUGCGAAUUCCUUGGGAUCAAUGCGCUUACCAUACCGAAAGCCAAGCAGGAGGAGACCAGGCGGAGGAUAGAGGAAGAGAAGGCUACUCAGGGAAGACAGGACUGA
Molecule: messenger RNA, 1302 nt
Organism: Emericellopsis atlantica
Lineage: Eukaryota; Fungi; Ascomycota; Sordariomycetes; Hypocreales; Bionectriaceae
Product: CDP-alcohol phosphatidyltransferase-domain-containing protein
Exons: 2
Coding region: 1-1302 (433 amino acids)
Biological process (GO): phospholipid biosynthetic process
Cellular component (GO): membrane
Molecular function (GO): phosphotransferase activity, for other substituted phosphate groups
Source: RefSeq, a predicted model, not a curated record